Molecule: messenger RNA, 1226 nt
Organism: Panonychus citri (citrus red mite)
Lineage: Eukaryota; Metazoa; Arthropoda; Arachnida; Trombidiformes; Tetranychidae
Product: arginine kinase-like
Exons: 1
Coding region: 27-329 (100 amino acids)
Biological process (GO): phosphocreatine biosynthetic process
Molecular function (GO): creatine kinase activity
Source: RefSeq, a predicted model, not a curated record
AGGCUGUUAGUACUAUUGAAUCUAAGAUGCCCUUCAGCAGAGACGAUCGAGUUGGAUAUUUGACCUUCUGUCCAACCAAUCUUGGUACCACAAUCAGAGCCAGUGUUCACAUCGCUUUACCCAAACUUGCCGCUGAUAAGAAAAAGCUUGACGAAGUCGCUGCUAAAUACAGUUUACAAGUUCGAGGUACUCGAGGUGAACACACCGAAUCUGAAGGUGGUGUUUACGAUAUCUCCAACAAGAGACGAUUAGGACUUACCGAGUACCAGGCCGUCAAGGAAAUGCAAGAUGGUAUUCUUGAGUUGAUCAAGAUUGAGGAAUCAAUGUAAUCCAGUUAUUAAUCAACAAUUAACACCACCGAAAACCACCACCACCACCACAACAACAACAACAACAAACACCAACAUCAUCCACUAGAUAAUUGUAAUUAAUUGUCUCAAUGGAUUGAUAUUAAUAUUAUAACAUCUACUUCCGCUUAUUUCGUUCAAGGCAAAUCUAAACCUGAAAAAAAAGUUAAUUAUGUGCAGUUAUGUUUAGAUGAUUACAAUUAACUAGUCAGUAUAUUUAUUGGAAAUUAAUAGCCAAUGAUACAAAGAUGAUCACAGCUCAUGACAUUUUCUCUCUCACUCUAAUUACUCUUCUCUCUCUCUAAUUGUAAUUACUCAAAUUAUAUAAUUAAGAGAAAAUGGGAGUUAUUAAUUGCCUUCUUAAUCAUCAAGCUAAUUAUUUUGCUUCUUAAAUCACUUUCUCAAUAACAAUACAUCAACCAUAAUAAUAAUCACACAGAAUCGUCUAAAUCACUACAACAACAACAACAACAAUCUAAUCAACUCAGUGGUUUCAACAAUUAAAAAGCUUCAAAAUGAUUUCACUCUUACCUUGAUUUCUGGUUAAAUUAUCAACUAAUUGUUUGUCAGCUCAUUUGUUAAUUGUCCACAAUCAAAGGGAUAAAAUCAAUCAUCAUGUAUACAUAAUUUACCAAAGAUUAUUGUUCCUUGUUAAUCACCAUAAUUGUUAGAAAACAAAAUUUUCGUUCUUAAUUGUUGAUGUUAUUUAAUUUGUUUGUUUUUCCUUCUUUACUUUUUCGUUGACUUUAAAUUAACAAUUAACUAUUAUUUUAAGACCACUUUGGAUGUUGCCUGUUGAUUAUGAGAAACAAAAUAAAUUCAAUUCAAUACAAUUAAAUUAAAUCAACCAAAUCAAAUAAAAUAAAAUCUUACCUUUAA